AAGGCAGGGACAGUUUGGGAAAUUAAGAAUUCAACGCCCCUGACUCACUCACGUCCUCCUCUUCCUCUUCUUUAGCCCACAGCACUCUAUUCUCAGUCAGUCAUCGCAUCAACACAACACAACACAAACCCAACACUCUUGGAUUGUCUCAACUCUGAUCACUUUCCGAAUGGCCAGAAACCUAGGGGCAUUUCUGGUGCUAAUUUUGGCGAUUUCGAUCUGCGAAGCCGCUUCGAUCUUUCAGCCAAUCUCAGAUUCUCACCGAUCUGCGGCCUUGGAGCUCUUCUCUCCCACCGAUGGCACUUUCGGAAGCUUAGAAGAGACAUAUGAGGCCUUAAGAACAUUUGAGAUUCUUGGAAUCAAAAAAAGGCCUGAUAUAAGCACCGCUUCCUGCCAAUCUGUAUCAGAAACUCUUGGGUCAUCAACCUCGUCUUUAAAAGAUGUAUUCCAUGCAUUGAAAGUUAACAACAUAUUGAAAUGCAAGGUUAAUGACGAAACAUUCCAGGGCGUGGCCAAAAGACUUAAGGCUGUUUUGAAUGAUGCAAGUUCGUUGCUUGACUUCUACUACUCAAUUGGAAGCUUGGUACUCAUUAAGGACCAAAAUUCUGAGGUUGAUGUGCUUCUUCAUGAUGCUGAUGGAGUUUUCCGCUCCAUUAAGGCUUUGAGCCAGAGUGAUGGAAGGUGGCGCUAUAGUUCAAAUAACCCUGAGUCUAGUACCUACGCUGCUGGUUUAGCCCUUGAAGCACUUGCUGGAACUGUGUCAUUGGCAUCUUCUGAGAUUGAUCAGUCUUUGAUUAUUACAUUGAAGAAUGAUAUAGUGAAGCUCUUCGACAGUAUUGAGAAAUAUGAUGAUGGAUCUUUUUACUUUGACGAGAAACUUGUUGAUGCACGUGAGCAUCAGGGUCCUCUUUCAACUACCUCCUCAGUUGUCCGAGGGUUUACAGCUUUUGCAUCUGUGACUUCUGGAAGUAUAAAUGUUCCUGGCGACAAAAUAUUGGGUUUGGCAAAAUUCUUCCUUGGUAUUGGAAUUCCUGGCAAUUCCAAAGACUUCUUCAACCAAAUAGACUCGUUAGCUUGCUUGGAAAGCAACAGGGUGUCUGUCCCACUGAUUUUGUCCCUUCCAGCUACAGUGCUUUCAUUGACCAAGAAAGACCAGCUCAAGGUUAAAGUGAAUACUGUACUUGGAUCAAGUGCACCUCCUCUGACGGUGAAGCUUGUGCGAGCAUUCAUUUCUGGUACAAAGGAUUCUUCUGUAAUUGAGAGCCUGGAACUUAAGUUUGACCCAGAAACUGCAGUACAUUUCUUGGAUGUUUUGCCAAAGAGUGUUGAUGUUGGAAAUUACAAAUUUGUUUUUGAGAUUGUGCUUCAUGAUUCUGAGGAUAAAAAUGUUUAUGCAACUGGAGGACAAACUCAAGUACCAGUCUUUGUUACAGGAUUGAUCAAAAUUGACAAUGCAGAAAUUGCAGUACUUGAUAGUGACCAUGGCAGCAUAGAAACUCAGAAGAAGCUAGAUCUGGCUGGGGAAAAUGCUGUAUCAUUAUCAGCAAACCACCUCCAAAAGCUGAGACUAUCCUUUCAAUUGGCCACUCCUCGUGGGAAUAUUUUUAAGCCACAUCAGGCAUUUCUCAAGUUGAGACAUGAGACCAAGGUUGAACACAUUUUUGUGGUGGGGAACUCUGGCAAACAGUUUGAGAUAAUUCUAGAUUUUCUUGGACUCGUUGAGAAGUUUUUCUAUCUAUCUGGCAGAUAUGACAUUGAACUCACUGUUGGUGAUGCUGUUAUGGAGAACUCCUUUUUGUGGGCUGUUGGCCAUGUCGAACUAGAUCUACCUGAAGCACCUGAGAAGGCACCCCGCCCUCCUCCACUGGCUGUUGAUCCUUCCUCAAGAUACGGGCCCAAAGCGGAGAUAACCCACAUCUUCAGGGCUCCAGAAAAACGUCCACCUCAGGAACUCUCUUUAGCUUUUCUGGGUCUUACCCUUUUGCCAUUAGUUGGAUUUUUGAUUGGGCUGUUACGCAUAGGGGUGAACCUGAAAAACUUCCCUACUUCAGCAGUACCUGCUACAUUUGCCCUCCUUUUCCAUCUUGGCAUUGCAGCUGUUCUUUUGCUCUAUGUACUUUUCUGGUUGAAGUUGGAUCUGUUUAUUACAUUGAAGACUCUUUGCUUCUUGGGUACUUUCUUGAUGUUUGUGGGACACAGGAUCCUUUCCCACCUCGCCUCAACAUCUGCCAAAUUGAAAUCUGCUUGAAAGUGAAAGAAGUUUCCUUUUCUUAAUAGAUUGAAAGAAUGAGGGAUUUGUUGAGAAACAGUGGGUGCACUUCCUAUUCAAUUUUGUAGGACCCUUUUUGGUAAAUUACGUUAUACAUGUUUCUUAAAUUUUAGCGCAGACAAUGAUAACGUAUAUUCAGACAUGGAACCACCUUGUUGUCA
This is a messenger RNA of Quercus robur (English oak), 2430 nucleotides long. Its product is annotated as dolichyl-diphosphooligosaccharide--protein glycosyltransferase subunit 2. The record is from RefSeq and is a predicted model, not a curated record. Bases 170 to 2248 code for a protein of 692 amino acids. Gene Ontology annotation, cellular component: membrane; oligosaccharyltransferase complex. NCBI's taxonomy places the organism in Eukaryota, Viridiplantae, Streptophyta, Magnoliopsida, Fagales, Fagaceae. Gene Ontology annotation, biological process: protein N-linked glycosylation. The transcript is spliced from 20 exons.